Messenger RNA from Dentiscutata erythropus, 211 nucleotides. Lineage: Eukaryota; Fungi; Glomeromycota; Glomeromycetes; Diversisporales; Gigasporaceae. The record is from the annotation of a GenBank genome assembly.
UGAACGUCCUUCUCAGUUGUCAAUGACCCCAGCGAGUGGUGAUGGAGGUCGAGAUAUUAUUGAAGAAAUGCAUGGGUACAGAUUCGUGAUUCAAUGUAAAGCAUGGUAUAAAAAGUGUAUAGGUCGAGAAGAAAUUGAUACGUUUUUGACAGAAGUUCAGAGAGGAAAAUUUGAUUUUGGAAUUCUUGUUGGGGCCUUAGAAAAAAGAUAG